This is a messenger RNA of Aspergillus sclerotioniger CBS 115572, 654 nucleotides long. RefSeq lists its product as uncharacterized. The coding region runs from base 1 to 654 and encodes 217 amino acids. NCBI's taxonomy places the organism in Eukaryota, Fungi, Ascomycota, Eurotiomycetes, Eurotiales, Aspergillaceae. The record is from RefSeq and is a predicted model, not a curated record. The transcript has 2 exons.
AUGUUUGCUUCUCCGGCCCGACUGGCAGGCGAGCAUGAGCAGAGGGGGCAAAACAUGAUAGAUAGACCGGCAGAUGGUCAAACCGACCAGCAGCAGCCGACGACGGGGGACUGCAUCACGACCGAAGAGGAAAAGGACUGGAGAGAAGGUCCAACUAGCGGCCCUCCCUUGCAGCAGAUAGUUCAUGCAACGUCCGUCCUCAGGAACCAGUCUUCCUUCAUUCGCAGCCUUCACGAUGACCGGCUGAACGACAACCGUCCGUGUGUCCGAAUAAUUCUCCGAUCGCACUGCGGCAAGGUGGGCACCUGCGUAGUGCUGCUCCAUCAUCCAACUGCCUCCUCGGCGGUGCGCCGCAGUGCUAUGGCAGUACUAGAUAGAAGCCGAGCCUCUGUUCAUCCGUCAGAACUCAGAAGAACCGAUCUUUGUGGCCCACCUAGGAGACUACUCACAUGCCCCGUCGGCCCUUCGGUUCCGUCCGAUCGCGGCCAGAAGACAGGUGGAUGGAUGAAUCGAUCUACGGACAGACGGAUGGACUUGCGACAGGUCCCAGCACCCAGUCGGCGUCUAUUCCUUCCACCCAUCGCGGAUGUCUACGGGUCAAAUCAAUCGCAAUCGCAACUGCAGGCUCGAUCUAUCCAGUCGGCUUUUACGUAG